AUUACCAGCAGAACAGGUUAUGCAGUGACUAUCAAGCUGUUCAGAACCAGCAGUGAGCGAGUUAAGUUAAUUGCAAGUCUCCUUCCUCUGACAAGCACAGGGUUAAUCCAGUUCCAGACCUUACAAUCUGAUACCAGGAAAUGCAGCAGCUCUGGAUACACCUGAGCAGAGUGCACCUGACGGAGUCCUGAGACCCUCAACAGGUGUCAGACAUGGAGGAGAUGACAAUAUGGGAACAGUACACAGUCACAUUAAUUAAAGAUCCUCGCAAAGGUUUUGGAAUUGCCAUAUCAGGGGGAAGAGAUCGGCCAUCUGGAGUAGAUGGAGAUAACUCUGUUAUUGUGUCUGAUGUAGUUCGCGGAGGGCCAGCAGAUGGCAGAUUACAAACCCGGGAUCGCAUUGUCAUGGUCAAUGGCGUCUCAAUGGAGAAUGUGACAUCAUCAUUUGCUAUUCACAGUUUGAAAGCAUGUUCUCGAACCGCCAAUAUAACAAUGAAAAGACCUCGGAAGAUUCAGAUCCCAGUAACAACUAUGUCCUCGCAUUCUGCACGGCCUUCUUAUUCUUCACGGACAGCUCGAUCAACAGAAACCCCCAUCUCUGAUCCUCCCCGCAGUGAUGCAGAAGAGCCAGAGUCUCCUUUGCCAUGGAGGGGAAGAUAUGACAGCUCCAAUCAGGAACCCCCUGAGGAUACAGCAAGGGGUUAUGAAGGGGAUUCAUCAAGUGGUCGUAGCUCUGGUGGGUCUCGCACCCCAUCUUCCCAUCAUUCCAGACACCGUAGGACAAGAGGUGUGGGUAGUGAGGUGGAUGGAUACUCGCGACGGAGGGGAGCUGGAAGAGAUACAGAAAGCUAUCAUAGACGGACAGAGACUCUCAGUGAUAGGGGCAGUGACAUGAGAGGAUCAUUUCCCAAUGGUCUUGAGUUAGUGUCUGGUUUCAAACGAUUACCCCCUCAGGAUGCGCCAUCCAAACCUGUGAAAGCUGUGCUGGUGAAGAAAAUGGACAACCAAGAAUAUGGUUUGAAGCUGGGUAGUCAGAUCUUCAUCAAACACAUCACAGACACUGGGCUGGCUGCCCAGGAGAAAUCCCUGCAGGAGGGAGACCUCAUCCUCAAGAUUAACGGGGUGGCGAGUGAGAACAUGUCCUUGGCUGACACUCGUCGGCUUAUUGAAAGGUCAAAGGGCAAACUGACCCUCACCAUCUUGAGAGAUAAUCGUCAGUUCUUAGUCAACAUUCCAGAAGUGAGGGACAGCGAGAGUGAAGGCAGGAGUUCCCCCAGAGAAGAUAUUUCCGAUUUGGAUUCUGAUCAGUCCCCACCUCCAUCACUGCCUCCCCCACCACCCCCAACUCAACAGCUGCUCUUGAAGAGUUCCUCGGAGAGCGUUCAUACUGAACCAGAGAGACCAAGGUUGAACGGGACUUCGGAUUUGUGGACAGCUGAGCCAGAGCUAAAUGAUACAUCUCACGUGUUUCCCCCCUCACCAACAGAAGUGGCCGUAGAGACUCCCCAGCUCAUAUCCGAUUACCAAGAGGAGCCCGAGAUUUUGAACAGGAGGGAGAGAGAUGACCUGCGAGCAGGAUACAGCCCUGAUGCCCACCUUGUCCAGUUUAUGAAGGAAAAAAGUAUUGGACUGCGCCUUGCGGGGGGCAAUGAUGUGGGAAUAUUUGUUGCUGCUGUGCAGGAUGGGAGCCCUGCAGCAAAAGAGGGCAUGAAAGAGGGAGACCAAAUCCUGCAGGUAAACGAGACCAGUUUCCAUAAUAUGACACGUGAAGAUGCUGUGAAUUACCUGAUGGAGCUUCCGCAGAAUGAGGAGGUUAUAUUCUUAAUACAGGGCAAAGAAGACAUUUACAGGAAAAUGAUUAAGUCUAAUGUUGGGGACUCUUUCUAUAUUCGUACUCAUUUUGAUUAUGAGGCGGAUACUCCUUCGAGCUUGAGCUUCACGCGGGGAGAGAUCUUCCAUGUUCUGGACACUAUGUACCGUGGGAAGCUGGGAAGUUGGCUUGCCAUGCGCGUGGCCAGAGACCUGAAAGAAAUGCAAAAGGGAAUACUCCCUAACCGCAGCAGGGCGGAGCAGUACGCCAGUCUAGAGAAUGUCUUGAAACCACCGUCAUCAUCUGGCCCUCGAGCUGAGUUUUGGAAAUUAAGGGGUCUACGGGGGGCAAAGAAGCUGCUAAGGAAGAGCAGAGAGGACCUCUCUGCCCUGACUAGCAAAGCCAAAUACCCUCCAUAUGAGAGGGUGGUGCUUAGAGAAGCAAGCUAUAAACGACCAGUAGUUAUUCUGGGUCCAAUCACAGACAUUGCCCAUCAGAAGCUUUGUGCUGAAAUGCCCCAGGAGUUUGAGUCUGCAGAGAGUGUGUCUCGUGACGAAGGGACGUCUAAAGUUAUCAAACUGCAAGUUGUCAGAGAGAUUGCAGAAAGGAAUAAGCAUGCGCUCCUGGAUAUCACCCCUACGGCGGUGGAACAUCUAAACUAUGUACAGUUCUAUCCUAUUGUUAUAUUCUGCAACCCUGAGAACAGACAGGGUGUAAAGGCAAUGAGGCAGUGGUUGCUUCCUGAAUCCAAAAAGAGCUCUCGGCGUCUGUACACACAGGCAGUGAAAAUAAGGAAGAACUACUCUCACCUCUUUACUGCCACUGUCAACCUAAGCGGAGCAAGUGACUCAUGGCUACGCAACCUAAAGGAAAUAAUUCGGACGGAACAAGCAAAACCAAUAUGGACUACAGAAGAUAAGAUAGAGAAUGCAACUGCAGAUCCUCUGGACCUCCUGGAUGACCCUACACCCGCUGUUACUGACUACUUGAGCUGCGACAGCCGUGCUAAUAGUGACUACGAGGAGACGGAUGCUGAAGGAGCAGCCUACACAGAUAAUGAGUUGGAGGAGGAGUUCAGGGAACCUGCUCUAGCCAGAUCCUCUGAACCAGUUCAGGACCACUCAUUCCCAUAUUACAGAGACAACUCACCAGAAGAAACGUCUACUUUCUACAGACACCAGUCGCCUCCUGAACCGUCAUUUUACUAUAGAAGCCAGUCGCCAUCUGAACCCAACUCUGAGUACAGAGAAUGUUCUCCUGAAACUGCCUCAUACCACAGAACACAGUCGCCUACUGAAUCAUACUCCCCAUUUAGAAACCAGUCGCCAGUUGAGGACAGAAAUAGAGUGCCAAAGGCCAUGACGACACAGCCUCGUGGUCAAUGGAAUCCUGAAUCCAGCAACAGUCGGAAUUAUGAACAUGAAGCUCUGCGCAGGAAGUUUAACCGUGCGAGGAGUUCCAGUUCAGAGGAUGACAAUUACAGUUGGGGCGGCCCUGCUACAGAUCUCUAAAUCCAUCCAUCACACACUUCCAAUAUACCUUCUACAUCUCAGGGAAGAUUUACCCAUAGGUUCCACAAAAAAAUCAUCUUAAGAGUUAUCUGAAUACAAACGCCACUUGGAACAAACAAUGACGAUUAUCUUUUUUUUAUGUAUAAAAGUGCACAUUUAUUUACUUGUUUUUUUGUUUUUUUUACAAUAUCUAAUAAACAAUAUUUUAUCAUUUA
Messenger RNA from Bombina bombina (fire-bellied toad), 3535 nucleotides. It is a transcript of the gene TJP3, whose product is annotated as tight junction protein 3. Gene Ontology annotation, biological process: cell-cell junction organization; establishment of endothelial intestinal barrier; protein localization to cell-cell junction. The transcript has 21 exons. Bases 213 to 3320 code for a protein of 1035 amino acids. NCBI's taxonomy places the organism in Eukaryota, Metazoa, Chordata, Amphibia, Anura, Bombinatoridae. The record is from RefSeq and is a predicted model, not a curated record. Gene Ontology annotation, cellular component: bicellular tight junction; plasma membrane. Gene Ontology annotation, molecular function: cell adhesion molecule binding.